Messenger RNA from Hyalella azteca, 1227 nucleotides. Its product is annotated as mucin-1-like. The transcript is spliced from 2 exons. Lineage: Eukaryota; Metazoa; Arthropoda; Malacostraca; Amphipoda; Hyalellidae. The record is from RefSeq and is a predicted model, not a curated record. The coding region runs from base 1 to 1227 and encodes 408 amino acids.
AUGCGCUUCUCGUUUCACGGGACCAUCUUCACCAACAUCGGACCACCCUCACCAACAUCGGACCACACGCACGAACAUCGGACCACCCUCGCCAACAUCGGACCACACGCACCAACAUCGGACCACACGCACGAACAUCGGACCACACGCACGAACAUCGGACCACACGCACGAACAUCGGACCACACGCACGAACAUCGGACCACCCUCACCAACAUCGGACCGCACGCACGGACAUCGGACCACCUUCACCAACAUCGGACCACCUUCACGAACAUCGGACCACACGCACGAACAUCGGACCACACGCACGAACAUCGGACCACACGCACGAACAUAGGACCAUCUUCACCAACAUCGGACCACCCUCACCAACAUCGGACCACCCUUACCAACAUCGGACCACCCUCACCAACAUCGGACCACCCUCGCCAACAUCGGACCGCACGCACGAACAUCGGACCACCCUCGCCAACAUCGGCUGGACCGCACGCACGAACAUCGGAUCACCCUCGCCAACAUCGGACCGCACGCACGAACAUCGGACCACCCUCACGAACCUCGGACCACACGCACGAACAUCGGACCACACGCACGAACAUCGGACCACACGCACGAACAUUGGACCGCACGCACGAACAUCGGAUCACCCUCAUCAACAUCGGACCACCCUCACCAACAUCGAACCCCACGCACGAACAUCGGACCACACGCACGAACAUCGGACCACCUUCACCAACAUCGGACCACCCUCACCAACAUCGGACCACACGCACGAACAUUGGACCACCCUCACCAACAUCGGACCACACGCACGAGCAUAGGACCGCACGCACGAACAUCGGACCACCCUCACCAACAUCGGACCACACGCACGAACAUCGGACCACCCUCACCAACAUCGGACCACCCUCGCCAACAUCGGACUACACGCACCAACAUCGGACCACCCUCGCCAACAUCGGACCAUACUCACCAACAUCGGACUACACGCACGAACAUCGGACCACCCUCACCAACAUCGGACCACACGCACGAACAUUGGACCACCCUCACCAACAUCGGAACACCAACAUCGGACCACCCUCACCAACAUCGGACCACACGCACCAACAUCGGACAACACGCACCAACAUCGGACCACCCUCACCAACAUCGGACCACACGCACCAACAUCGGACCACACGCACCAACAUCGGACCACCCUCACGAACAUCGGCUCGGUAG